Symbiodinium sp. CCMP2592 is the source of this 1638-nucleotide messenger RNA. The record is from the annotation of a GenBank genome assembly. Lineage: Eukaryota; Dinophyceae; Suessiales; Symbiodiniaceae.
AUGGCAGAUCCGCUCGCCCAACAGCGCUGGAUCGUGGCAGCUGGCAGCCUCGGGAUACUUUUCUCGAGCAUCUUUGAUUCGCCAGUACUCCUGCUACUGAUUCAGUACCAUAGCUGCAUUGGUUUUCAGCUGGAUAUCGGCCUGUUGGAGGAAUAUUUCAACCCAGAGCCAUGGCCCAGCAAUACCAUUUUCACUUCUACGGAGGACCCCCUGGAGUGCAGACUUCAAGCGGACCGCAACCUCCGGUUACAAUUCUUUCGACUCCUCAGGAAGCUAGCAGAGCUCGGUCGGUUUCGGUACACCCACCACCUCGAGCUCCGCUUCCAAUUCAACUCACACCGGGGGAGCCGGCCAAGUCUACUCACCCCAGCCGUGAGCGUCAUGAUCGCAGUCGCUCGAGACGACGACGGCGUCGACAUCAUCGGCAUGAACGUCACCCUGAGGGACCUCCCGCGGCCCCAGUUCGACCAGUUCUGCCUCCCCCUCAGCCUCCUACUCGACCACCAACAAGGCCCGAUUUUGGAGAACAAGGAGCCUGUCGCGGCAGCUGCCUCACCGGAGUUUCACAAGAACACGAACAGCUAUUUCAUGCUGCUCAUCGCAGCAGCUAUGAACAACUGCGAGAGCAAAUCACAGCUCGAGCCAAAGGUCGAUUUCUAUGAGGAGGGAAUGAGUUCUCUCUUGGCGUAUAUGUUCUUUGUUUUGCAUUAUCAUGAGAAUUUUCUCACAACUGAAGGCUUGCAUACGUGGCCUAUUAUCCCACAUUCUCAUAUGCGAAGAUUCACUGAUCGCAUCACUUUUACUCGGCAAUGUUCAUUGCCAGUUUCCAAAAUCCUCAAAGAGGAUGUUGAGGAUGUGCUGAAAUUUUUGUUGACCCGAUUUGGCCAGGCAGACCGACCUUUUCUGCCUGUGAUUCCUAUUGGCCAACGGGAGAUUGUCACUCUUGCCCGGUCCAUUUUGGCCAGCAAGAUACCAUAUAAGGCAAUUUUUCAGCAUGAUGCCAAGGCGUAUGCCAUGCCCCAAGAAGCAUUGCAUGUUUGGGAGUUUCCAGUGGCACAUAUGCCAGGACCUGAAGAGCAGACCAACUGCUAUUAUCUUUGGGGACACGGGACCACGGCCGAAGGCCUGGUCGGCAUCCUCACGUUGGGCAGGGUCAUUCGCUCUAGCGCCGAAGCUGUACAUGUGGCGCCGCACGAUCAUGUGUGCUCCUUUUAUGGCAAAGCCACACAAAACGUGUACUAUGAAGAGAGCAAGUUAGACUUCGUGUCAAAACUGCACCACUCCACGAAGAAUUCCGCAGGAGUGGUCGUUGGAGGAUAUCUUGGAUCUGCGCAUCACAAAUCCAAAUCCUCCAGUACUGUACAUGAAGGACACUUGUGCAAGUUCCACCCGCUUGUACACUCCCCUUCAGGAGAUAAGCGCUGGGCGGUACGUGAAGCCGCAGGGCGCAUCGACAAAAUUUGGAUUUUGUCAAGCACCCACUCCAUUACGUUGCCGAUGUCCACCCCCAACAAUCCCCGGCCGAUUACUUUUGAAACGGGGGAAGGACAGGAUUGGGGAGUCAGCUGGCCGGGCUUGGAGUACUCUGUACGAAGCACCGAAGCUUUACCGGUAUCCGAUGUACAGAGAGAGGCUUAA